AUGGGCAGUGAAGGGAUGGCUGCCCAGCUGCUGGCUGAUGAGGCCCUGGAGUUGGUGACCUUCAAAGACGUGGCCGUGGACUUCACCCAGGAGCAGUGGCAACAGCUGGAGCCGGCUCAGAGGGACCUCUACAGAGAUGUGAUGCUGGAGAACUUGCAGAACCUCAGCUCACUAGAUUUGAAAUCCAGGCCUGACAGGGACGGCCCAGAGAAAGCCGUGCCUGCAGGAGCGUCCCCCGGGCUGGCCCUGGAAGAGAGGGGAGGGAGCCGCCUCUGGCGCUCCGGGGCGGGAGAGGCCGAGGGGCCUCCAGGAAGGGCCCCUGCAGAGCAUCAGCCCAGAGACGCCCAGCCAGAAAUUCCAGAAGGGAGGAGCCUCCACAGUUGUGCCCCGCGGAACCCCGACUGGGAGGGCCCCCGGGGAGCCCCUGGCGGCGAGGAGCCCUGCGUGUGCAGGGAGUGCGGGGAGGCCUUCGCGCUGCGUGCCCAGCUGGCGCAGCACCAGCGCGCACACGCCCUGGACAAGCCCUUCGCGUGCGGUGAGUGCGGGAGACGCUUCCGCAGGAAUGCCACACUAGCCGUGCACCGGCGCGUGCACACCGGGGAGAAGCCGUUCGCGUGCGCCGAGUGCGGCAAGGCCUUCAGCCAGCGCGCCAACCUCACGGUGCACCGGCGCAUCCACACCGGCGAGCGGCCCUACCGCUGCGCCCAGUGCGGCCGGGCCUUCGUGCAGAACAUGCAGCUGGUCGGGCACCAGCGCACGCACACGGGCGAGCGGCCCUACCCGUGCGGCGACUGUGGCAAGGCCUUCACCCUCAUCACCAAUCUGGUGGACCACCAGCGCAUCCACACCGGGGAGAAGCCCUUCGUGUGCGACGUGUGCGGCAAGCGCUUCACCAAGCGCUCGUCCCUGCUCGGGCACCAGCGGGCCCCCACGGGUACCAGACCCCACCAGUGCCGGGUGUGCGGGAAGGCCUUCCGCAAGAAAUCCGACCUGGUCAACCACCACCGCACACACACGGGCGAGCGGCCUUUCAAGUGCUACGAGUGCGGCAAGGCGUUCGUGCAGAGCAUGACGCUGGUGGAGCACCAGAAGACGCACACGGGCGAGAAGGCGUACCCAUGCCAGCAGUGCGGGAAGCGCUUCACCAAGUCGUCCGCGCUCAUCCUGCACGAGAGGAUCCACACGGGCGAGAGGCCCUUCCGCUGCCCCGACUGCGGCAAGGCCUUCAACCAGAACGUGCAGCUCGUGGUGCACCGGCGCAGCCACACCGGCGAGAGGCCAUUCCAGUGCGGGGCCUGCGGGAAGUCCUACAGCCAGAAGGGCUACCUCACCGUCCACCGGCGCACGCACACUGGGGAGCGGCCCUUCCCGUGCAAGGAGUGCGGCAAGACCUUCAGCCAGAAGGCGCACCUCUCCAUCCACCUGAGGAUCCACACGGGCGAGAAGCCCUACCGAUGCGGCGAGUGCGGGCGCAGCUUCCGGAAGGUGUCCUUCCUGUUCCAGCACCAGGCCAUCCACAGCGACGAGAGGCCCUUCCAGUGCGGCGUGUGCGGCAAGGCCUUCGUGCGCAAGUCCACUCUGGUCCAGCACGGUAGGAUCCACACAGGAGAGAAGCCCUAUCAGUGCGCACAGUGCGGGAAGGCCUUCCGGCACCAGCCCACGCUAACGGCGCACCGCAGAAUUCACACCGGGGAGAAGCCCUACGAGUGCCAGGCGUGCGGCAAGGCCUUCAGGCGCAUCGGGAAUCUCACCUGCCACCAGAAGACCCACAUGGCCGGGGAGGUGGACCCGCGCCGGCCCAGCUCAGGGAGCAGGCCUUCCUCCCAGCUAACCAACAACUGA
Molecule: messenger RNA, 1842 nt
Organism: Odobenus rosmarus divergens (Pacific walrus)
Lineage: Eukaryota; Metazoa; Chordata; Mammalia; Carnivora; Odobenidae
Product: zinc finger protein 420-like
Exons: 3
Coding region: 1-1842 (613 amino acids)
Biological process (GO): regulation of transcription by RNA polymerase II
Molecular function (GO): DNA-binding transcription factor activity, RNA polymerase II-specific; RNA polymerase II cis-regulatory region sequence-specific DNA binding
Source: RefSeq, a predicted model, not a curated record